UCAGCGAUCGACGCCAAGCCAAGCCUCGUCGCCGAACCGAGCCACCAGUCAGUCAGUCACUCACGCACCCCCUGCAGUCCCAGGCCAGGCUGUGCUGCGCGCGGCGAUGGCUACGUCGUCGACGCUGGGCCAGACGCAGCGGUACGCGGCGGGGGCGCUCCUGGCGCUCGCGCUCCGCCAGGCGCAGACGCACCAGACCGUCCUCCUUGGCUCCCACGGCCUCGACGACGAGCCCCACCCGGACGCGGCCACCGCCGUCGAACCCGACGCCCGCGACCUCUGGACACACGAGUCCCGCGGCCUCCUCCGCCCCGUGCUCAGGUUUCUUGAGAUCGACCCCAAGGCCUGGGUCGGUGUGGAGAAGACGGCCGCGUCCUCUGAUCCCAAGCACCACAUUGGCGCCUUCCUGCGUAAAGUGAUCGAGGACGAAGACGACGACGACAAGGCCCGGUCGGAGCGAUCCGAUCAGGAGCUGGCGCUCGCCAAGGCCGUGGACGCGAUGGCCAUGGGCCUGGAGUGCGGCGUCGUCGGAUGCGCCGCCGAGGCGCUCAAACCGGCCGAGAGCCGCCACGGCUCCAACUCCGACGACCCGGCGCUGGCGGCGGCGUCGACGACGCGCACCAAGGACUCCCGGAAGAUGGCGGUGCUGUACAUGCUCCUGUCCGCGUGCGUCGCGGACGUGAACAUGGCCGAGGAGGGCAUGGGGUCCCCGCGCGUCACCAAGGGCUACGACGCCCGCCACCGCGUCGCGCUCCGCCUGCUCGCCACCUGGCUCGACGUCACCUGGAACAAGAUGGAAGCUGUCGAGAUAAUGGUUGCUUGCUCUGCUAUGGCUGCAGCAAAGGAGGAAGAACAGUCACGUGAGAGUUCGUCACCGAAUAGCAGAUGGGAGAACUGGAAGCGUGGAGGGAUCAUCGGCGCAGCCGCGCUGACAGGAGGAACACUGAUGGCUAUAUCUGGGGGCUUAGCAGCCCCAGCAAUUGCUGCAGGGUUCACUGCUCUAGUUCCAACAUUGCAUACACUUCUGCCUAUUAUAGGUGCUAGUGGUUUUGCUGCCAUAGCUACUGCUGCUGGACACACUGCUGGCUCUGUAGCUGUUGCAGCAUCGUUUGGAGCUGCUGGAGCUGGGUUGACUGGGACCAAAAUGGCCACAAGAAUUGGAAAUGUGAAAGAAUUUGAGUUCAAGACCAUCGGCCAGAACCAUAACCAGGGUCGCCUAGCAGUUGGCAUCUUUAUUUCUGGAUUUGCCUUUUCUGAGGAUGAUUAUUCAAAGCCUUGGGAAGGAUGGAAAACUAACUUAGAGAGGUACAUUUUGCAGUGGGAGUCUAAGCAUGUAAUUGGCGUCAGCACAGCAAUACAGGAUUGGCUAGCAUCAAGAUUAGCAAUUGAGUUGAUGAGGGAAGGUGCAAUGCAGACUGUGUUAAGUGGUAUUAUUUCAGCAUUUGCCUGGCCUGCUACCUUGGUGUCUGCUGCAGACUUUAUCGACAGCAAAUGGUCUGUUGCUAUUGACAGGUCAGAUAAAGCUGGGAAAAUGCUUGCUGAGGUUCUGCUCAACGGAUUGCAAGGAAGCAGGCCUGUCACUCUGGUCGGGUUUUCGCUAGGAGCUCGUGUUGUUUUCAAGUGCCUGCAGGAGUUAGCGCAACUGGGAAAUAACGUGGGAAUCGUUGAGAGGGCCGUGCUCAUAGGUGCGCCGGUUUCAGUUCAAGGUGAGAUGUGGGAGCCUGCCAGGAAGAUGGUCGCCGGAAGGUUUGUGAACGUGUACUCCACGAACGACUGGAUUCUCGGCAUCACUUUCCGCGCUAGCCUAUUCACACAAGGUUUGGCCGGCAUCCAGGACGUACAUGUCCCUGGAGUAGAGAACGUUGACGUUACCGAGCUCGUUGUCGGGCACUCUUCGUACCUGUCGCUUCUCGAGAAAAUUCUCGACCAUCUUGAGCUAAACACCUACUACCCUGUGUUCCAUCCCUGCACAGAAUAAAGAGCGCCGUGCAAUGCCCAUGCAUGGGUUACAUACUGUGUUUCAGAGUUUGCACAGCCGGCAGCUACAGCUACCCUGAAUUUAGCGAUAGACUAUACAGUAAAUAAAGGGAUGUUCUGCUGAA
This is a messenger RNA of Sorghum bicolor (sorghum), 2102 nucleotides long. Its product is annotated as transmembrane and coiled-coil domain-containing protein 4. NCBI's taxonomy places the organism in Eukaryota, Viridiplantae, Streptophyta, Magnoliopsida, Poales, Poaceae. The coding region runs from base 107 to 1978 and encodes 623 amino acids. The record is from RefSeq and is a predicted model, not a curated record. The transcript has 15 exons.